This is a messenger RNA of Aspergillus novofumigatus IBT 16806, 618 nucleotides long. RefSeq lists its product as uncharacterized. The transcript is spliced from 3 exons. The record is from RefSeq and is a predicted model, not a curated record. Lineage: Eukaryota; Fungi; Ascomycota; Eurotiomycetes; Eurotiales; Aspergillaceae. The coding region runs from base 174 to 539 and encodes 121 amino acids.
UAGUGCUCCUCCUGCAGUGCCUAGAAGUCCACCGCCGAGCUUUUUGCCUAUAAUCCCACCAGCAGCACCUCCAAGCAAGGUCGAACCCAGGCCCCUUUCACCCUCCUGUCCGACGGGCACAGGAGCAUGCGCACCCUGGUAGUGUUGUUCCGGGUGAGGAGCGCCAUAGUAAGAUGCGCUUGCGCCUUGGGGAUUGUGUUGUUGCUGCUGCUGUGGAGGAUACGGAGAGUGACCACGGUCGUGCGACGGAUAGUUCACGGGUGCGCCUUGCCCGUAGUUUUGAUCACUUGGAUACCCGCCCUGCUGGUGAGGAGCGCCAUGUUGAGGCGGGUAGCCUUGUUGGCCGUAUGAAGGGGGAGGACCGGAAUAUUGAGGAUGGUGCUGUUGCUGGUCGUAGGAAGGCUAUCAAAUCCAGGUGGGUAAUAACCAUGUUGCUGGGGAGGCUGCCCGUACUGGCCUUGUGGGGGAGGGUGGUUGUAGUUGUGCUGACCUCCGUAUGGUUGUUGUACGGAUCAGACAUGGUGAUGAGAGUGAGAUAGUGAGUAAUUUGUCUUUGAUGGAUGAGAUCUUGCAAGUGCACAACAAGAAAAAUGAAAGAGCGAGGCGCAGGCAAGGUGG